CUCUUCUUCGCUCGCACGACUCCCCCGGAGUCUUCUUCGCUCGCUGGUCUUCUCGUCUCGCCACACCACGCUCUCGGCAAGGAGCGGCUGCGACACAGCAGGCGAGAGAAGGCGGCGCGGCAAGCGGCCCAGGAGAUCUGCGCGGCGGGCAAGAUGUUUGACGACCAAGACCUGGGCUUCUUUGCCAAUUUCCUGGGCAUCUUCAUCUUUGUCUUGGUUAUUGCCUACCACUUCGUGAUGGCAGACCCGAAGUACGAAGGAAACUGAUGCCCUUAUGUUGCGCAAGGAGAUCUUACGAUCUGCAGACACAAAUUGGGCAAUACUAUUUAGUUAAUGAUAGCGAGCUCAUUUGACAUUUGUUGAGUGCAUAUCGUGAAAGCUGGACAUGCAGCUCCUGGCAUUUUGACUUCACCCGUGUCUUAACCUUAUGAAUUAGUAAAUCCCGAAGUUUUCUAAAGAUUAUUCGAGGCCUGCCAUUGGUUUGUUGUUUGC
This is a messenger RNA of Panicum hallii, 492 nucleotides long. Its product is annotated as dolichyl-diphosphooligosaccharide--protein glycosyltransferase subunit 4A. The coding region runs from base 154 to 267 and encodes 37 amino acids. The transcript is spliced from 2 exons. Lineage: Eukaryota; Viridiplantae; Streptophyta; Magnoliopsida; Poales; Poaceae. The record is from RefSeq and is a predicted model, not a curated record.